UUUCUAGUUGUCCAUAUCGCAAAUGAUCCUGUUCAGAUGGCCCUGCCUGCUCGCAUCCCGCUCGACGUGCGUCAUAAUCGGUUCAGUGGAACUAGCGCUGUUGUUUCGGAGAUCCCUUUGUUUUACCCAAGCCCACUUGGCGAUGAAAAGUUUAAAGAUCAUGAUCCUAACAAGAUGUACCAGGCUGGUGAAUUCUUUACAUUCAAAUGCAACACCAAGGACCUUGACUCGGACCAGACGAUCGAUCAUGUAGAAGUGAACUGGACGAGAGUAUCAAGGUUCAGUCCGUUCAUGAAAAUGAAGGACAAUACUGGAUAUCUUGUAUUCCACUGCACUGGAUUCAAACUACCUCAGGGAUCUACUGUAGAUGAUCUUGACCCCCUCUUGGUGAACGAGAUCAAGAGGGAUAUGACGGCUUAUGCAACUGCACCAGCCGAAUAUAAUCCAAACGCAAAGAAUGUCACAAGUUGGACCUACUUUAGAGAUAACUUUGAUACUAUUGUCAGUAAAGGAGCAAACUAGCUUCUAUAACAAAAUAAAUCUAUGUAUGUGAUGAUAUGCGCAAUAUGCGAGGAAUCUUUUUCAUGAAAAAUGAUAUUUUAUUUAUAGUCCAAAUGAGCGCAUAAAUAAUAU
Rhizopus microsporus ATCC 52813 is the source of this 633-nucleotide messenger RNA. Its product is annotated as DUF1838-domain-containing protein. The coding region runs from base 37 to 522 and encodes 161 amino acids. The record is from RefSeq and is a predicted model, not a curated record. The transcript has 2 exons. NCBI's taxonomy places the organism in Eukaryota, Fungi, Mucoromycota, Mucoromycetes, Mucorales, Rhizopodaceae.